AUGUCGAGCGCCACUUCCACAGUUACAGAACGUAAAGUUCUGGUGGAUGGAGUAGAUAUAAACUAUGCUAAGACUGGGACUGGAGAACAUCUUGUGCUCUUACUGCCUGGAGCAGUAGGAACCAUUUGGACUGACUUCAAGCCACAAAUUGAAAAGCUUAGUAAAGAAAAAUUUACUAUUAUUGCUUGGGACCCUCCUGGAUAUGGGAAAUCCAGACCACCAAAUAGAACUUUUCCUGAAGAUUUUUUUAGGAAAGAUGCAGCUUUGGCUUGCAACUUGAUGAAAACUCUCGGCUAUGAAAAGUUUUCCUUGGUUGGCUAUAGCGAUGGUGGAAUCACUGCACUCAUUAUGGCAGCCCAAUAUCCUGAAAAUGUCCAAAAAAUAGUUGUUUUUGGAGCGAAUACAUACAUAGCGCCAUUGGAAGCCGAAAUUUAUAAAAAAUUAAGAGACAUAAGUUCGUGGUCAGAGGGAAUGCGGGCUCUCAUGAUUGAAAUUUAUGGAGAAGAAUAUUUUACAAAAACUUGGAGUGAUUGGGUUGAUGGAAUGUUACGUAUUUAUGAAAAGAACAACGGAGAUAUUUGCAAGGCUGAUUUAACGGAAAUCAAAUGUCCAACUUUAAUUAUUCACGGACGAAAAGAUGAGGAAGUUUUGAUGGAACAUGCAGAUUACAUGAAAUCCAAAAUAAAAAAUUCGAGGUUGGAAAUUUUUGAGGCUGGAGAACACGAUUUGCAUUUAAAACACCCAGACGAAACUAAUGCAUUACUGGAAAAAUUCUUAACAGAAGACGUUUAA
Copidosoma floridanum is the source of this 792-nucleotide messenger RNA. Its product is annotated as serine hydrolase BPHL. Lineage: Eukaryota; Metazoa; Arthropoda; Insecta; Hymenoptera; Encyrtidae. Gene Ontology annotation, molecular function: serine hydrolase activity. The record is from RefSeq and is a predicted model, not a curated record.